Priapulus caudatus is the source of this 3459-nucleotide messenger RNA. Its product is annotated as cytoplasmic dynein 2 heavy chain 1-like. Gene Ontology annotation, molecular function: dynein intermediate chain binding; dynein light intermediate chain binding; minus-end-directed microtubule motor activity. Gene Ontology annotation, biological process: microtubule-based movement. Lineage: Eukaryota; Metazoa; Priapulida; Priapulimorpha; Priapulimorphida; Priapulidae. Gene Ontology annotation, cellular component: dynein complex. The record is from RefSeq and is a predicted model, not a curated record.
CCAGGUGGCGACACCACGUCGGUACAUUAUUUUCCUGCACACGUACAUGAAAGUUUACGAACAGAAGAAAUCCGGGAUCGCAACGCGGAAAGAUCAUUUAAAGGCGGGGCUCUCGAAGCUAACAGAAGCGAAGACCCUGGUGGACAGCUUGAAGCAGAAAGCCGGGGAGCAGAGCAAGCUGCUUGCUGAGAAGCAGUCCGAGGCUGACCAGGCGAUGGGGGAGAUCACGCACAGCCUCAAGGCUGCCAGCACACAGAAGAGUGAGAUGGAGGAGCUAAAGAGACGUACAGCAGACGAGAACGUGAGCCUCGAGAAGCGCAAGGCGGCGAUCGAACGCGAGCUCGCCGUCGUCAAGCCGACCGUCGACGAAGCCCUAGCAGCCGUCGGCAGCAUCCGCUCCGAGGCGCUGUCAGAGAUUCGCUCGCUGCGCGCGCCGCCGACGGUCAUACGCGACAUCCUAGAGGGCGUGCUGACGCUGCUAGGCAUCUACGACACGUCGUGGGUCAGCAUGAAGAGCUUCCUUGCGAAGAGAGGAGUGAAGGAUGAGAUUGUGUCGUUCGACGCGAGCCGGGUUACGCCGGAGUCCCGCCGCGCUGUGGAGGAGCUUCUCAAGCGCAGCGGGGCCUCCUUCGAGGAAGUGGUGAGUCACCUCCCCCGUGCGCCAAAGAGGGCGUCGACGGCAGCAGCGCCACUAGCCGCGUGGGUAAAGGCUAACGUGAAGUACUCCUACGUCCUGGAAAAGAUAUCGCCAUUGACAACAGAACAGAAGAAACUGCAGAAGAACCUGUCCAAGGCCGAGUCUCAGAUGCAGGACCUGAGCAAGGGCCUCUCCAAGGUCGACCAGAAGGUCGAGAAGCUGCGACAGAAGUUUGAGAAGUUCACGAAGGAGGCGGCGGCGAUAAAGAUCAACCUUGAUCGCGAGAACGAGACGCUGGAGGCGGCAGGCAACCUCGUCGGCAAACUGGAGGGAGAGUUUCAUCGCUGGAGCAAGCAGGGAUUCGAUCUACGUCGCUUCCUGAGUACGGAGAGCGAUCAGCUGACGUGGAAGGCUGAGGGUCUUCCUAGUGACGACCUCUCAAUGGAGAACGCUGUCGUUAUACUGCAGACGUCUCUGCGCCCCUUCCUCGUCGAUCCGUCCUCCCGAGCGACCGAGUGGCUGAAGACACACAUGAAGGAGAAGUCCAAGCUAGAGGUCAUCAAUCAGCAGGAUGGUAACUUUGCGACGGCGCUGGAACUGUCUGUCCGGUUCGGCAAGACGCUCAUCAUACAGGAGAUGGACAGCAUUGAACCUAUGCUCUACCCGCUCCUACGAGCCGACCUCAUUAGCCAAGGACCCAGGUAUGUGGUGCAGCUUGGAGACAAGGUAAUAGACUACAACGAGGAGUUCCGACUGUUCAUGACGACGCGCAACCCGACCCCGGACAUACCACCAGACGCCGCCUCUGUCAUCACUGAGGUGAACUUCACGACAACGAAGGCUGGGCUUACUGGACAGGAGAGAAGCGCGUACUUGCCGCUGGCAGAGUUUGGCAGUACGUUGUUCUUCCUCAUCUCAGACCUGUGCAAGCUUAACAACAUGUACAGAUUCAGCCUGGCAUCCUUCCUCAGGCUGUUUCAGAGGGCGCUGAAAGCAAGCCAGGACUCUGGCAACAUGGAGACACGUAUCAGCUCUCUCAUCACCAGACUGCAGUACUUUGUCUACGAGUACAUCAGCCGCUCCCUCUUCAAGUCCGACCGUCUCAUGUUCGCGCUGCACAUGGCCCACGGUCUAUACCCGGACGAGUUCAAGGAAAACGAGUGGGAAGUGUUUGUCGGCUUGGCCGUGGCCGAUGCAAAGUCGUUCACUACAUUGGAGCCGCUGCCUAGUUGGAUAGAUGAGGGUAGGAACACUGCGGUGCAUCAGUUGAGGACGACGUUCCCAAAUCUGGCACAGGUCAUUGACCUGGGAGACAGCGGUCUCUGGAAGCAGUUCUCGAAGAGCAGUCACUGUGAGCAGGAGAUUCCUGAGCGCGUCGUCCAGAAGCUGACUGCCUUCCAGCAGGUGCUGCUGGUUCAGGCUCUCCGGCCUGACCGCCUACAGUCAGCCAUGAACCUGUUCGGACAGAGAGUGCUGGUGGAUUUCUUCUUGGUUGCGAUGGGGCAGGGUCAGCAGCAGAGGGCGCUACAGCUGCUGCGUCAGUGCGCGGAGACGGGGGAGUGGCUGUGCCUGAAGAACCUGCAUCUGGUGACGGCGUGGCUGCCGACGCUCGAGAAGGAGAUCAACGGUCUGCGAGCGAACGACGCAUUCCGACUGUGGCUCACUGCUGAGGUGCACGACAAGUUCCCUCCGAUCCUGCUGCUCCACAGUCUGAAGGUCACUGUAUACGAGGCGCCACCUGGUGUCAAGAAGAACCUGCAGCGGACGUACGAGUCAUGGCCGGCUGAUUACAUCGCUAAGGGAGGCAGCGUGCUGCGAGCGCAGGCGUUGUUUGCGCUCGCCUGGUUCCAUGCCAUCACCCAGGAGAGACGCACGUACAUACCUCAGGGUUGGACCAAGUUUUACGGAGUUUUUUUCCAGACUGGUGACCUGAGAGCAGCAUCCGAAAUCAUCGAUGUACUCGCGAUAAAGUCAGGGGGCAGCACCAUCCGCUGGCCGUUCAUCCACGGCUUGUUUGAGAGCGCCAUCUAUGGCGGCCGCGUCGACACGGGGAACCCGUUUGACGUGCGCGUGUUGCAGUCGUACCUCCAGCAGCUGUUCACAGGGGAGCAGCUGAGCGGGCGUGCGCGUGCGGGAGCCGGGAUGCUGCCUGCUGGCACCGACCUGCCCGCAUCCACCACACACGCUGAUUACUUGGAGGUGAUAUCGCGGCUGGACGACGAAGACAAGCCGUCGUACUUCGGACUGCGCAACAUCGAGCGAUCGACGCAGCGAGUCUUCAGCUCACAGGUGAGCGUGGAGGUGAAGACAUCGAUGGACAACCUGAAGUUUGUCGCGUCGUGGCAGGGUAAGAUCGGUGGUGCUACUAGCGCCCUCACGCUCGGCGGACUGCAGCUAGAGGGAUGCACGUUCGACGGUGCCCGUCUGUCUGAGAAUCAGCGAGAUUCAGCCAGCGUGUCCGCCAUACCGCCGUGCCUCGUAGCCUGGAUGCCCAAGAGUUCACCUGACCCCUACCGGCCGGAGGAUGUCAUCUCACUGCCCAUCUACUUCAACAGUGACCGCGAGCGAAUUGUCGCUAAGCUCGAUGUGCCCUGCGGAGGAAACCAAAACAAGUGGCUGCAGUGCGGCGCUGCGCUCUUCCUCAAGAACAUAUGAGCAUCUCUGGUGAUCGUGCGAGCGAUCGGCCGUAUCGUGCUGUUCUGUAAGAACAUAUGAGCAUCUUCAGAGUGGUGACAUGAAUGCUCACUGUUCUGUAAGAACAUAUGAGCAUCUUCAGAGUGGUGGCAUGAAUGCUCACUGUUCUGUAAGAACAUAUGGCAUCU